Molecule: messenger RNA, 8765 nt
Organism: Carlito syrichta (Philippine tarsier)
Lineage: Eukaryota; Metazoa; Chordata; Mammalia; Primates; Tarsiidae
Gene: DCHS2
Product: dachsous cadherin-related 2
Biological process (GO): homophilic cell-cell adhesion
Cellular component (GO): plasma membrane; cell-cell junction
Molecular function (GO): calcium ion binding
Source: RefSeq, a predicted model, not a curated record
AAGAGAGGAGCACCCAAGAUUGAGCUCUGAGGUGCUAUGGUGUGUGGAGGCCACAAAGAGAGCAUGGAGUCAGUGAAGGAAGCUGAGGUAAAAGCCUCUGAUGCAGAUGCAGGACUCUAUGGCUUUGUCGAGUACUCUCUUUAUGAUGGAUUCCAAAGCUAUGAAGCACCUAGAGCGUUCCGGAUCGACCCUCAUGAUGGUCGAAUCUGUAUUUCUCAAGACAUCGACAGGGAAAGGGAUCCAACCACCUAUGAUCUCUUGGUGAAAGCUAAGGAUGGGGAUGAGCCCAUAAGGAUACAUUUAACCUUGGUGAAGGGUGGUCUGAGCGCCCAAGCCUUUGUCCGUGUGGAGCUGGAAGACGUGAAUGAUAACCAUCCCGUGUUUAACCCAUCAACCUACGUGACAAGCAUCAGUGGUCAGACACAGCCUGGCACCGAGAUCAUCAAUGUUCUUGCCACUGACCGGGAUUCUGGGAUAUAUGGAACAGUGACUUAUGAAAUCCUUCCGGGAGACCUGUCAUCCCUUUUUAUCAUUGACUCCUCUACAGGUAUAUACAGACCAGAGAGAGAAGUUCUGAAUACGGUCAGCUUUUCAGGAGACAAGGAGGUAAUGAACAGUCGGAAAAGAGCCCUAACUCUCUUCAAUUCUGUGAAGUCUAAGAGAGGUGAGGAAGCUGCAGAAGAAAAGCUGGAAGCUAACAGAGGGUGGUUCAUGAGGUUGAAGGAAAGAAACCAUCUCUAUAACAUAAACGUGCAAGGUGAAGCAGCAAGUGCUGAUGGAGAAACCGUGGCAAGUUAUCCAGGACAUCUAGAUCAGAUCAUUGAUGAAGAUGGAAUUAUUUAUUCAGCAUCAACUCUUAGUCAUUUGGAAUCUAUGACGCUUGUGUUGAUGGUCUGUGCUCGAGAUGGUGGUGGGCUCACAGCUGUCAUUAAUGCUGACGUCACUGUACACAUUCUCCAGACGAGUCUGGCACCUGCUGAAUUUGAAAGGCCGAAGUAUACUUUCUCAGUUUAUGAAGAUGUGCCUGAAGACAGUCCUGUUGGAACAGUGAAAGCAAGCGAGCCCUUGAAUUCCUCAGAACCAAUCUUUUACAGAAUUUCUUCUGGUGAUCUAGAUGGAAAGUUCUUCAUUCACCCGUGGCUGGGCACUAUUCGCACCCAGAAGCCCCUGGACCACGAAACACAGCCCGUGGUUGUGCUCACAGUGCAGGCGCAGCUUGGCAGCUCCCCAGCCUGCAGCAGCACAGAAGUCAACAUAACUGUGAUAGAUGUCAAUGACAAUUUCCCAGCCUUUCUCUCCACGUCCGAUGAGAUUCAUAUAUCCCAGACCACCCUGCCGGGCACAGCCUUGUACCUUGCACAUGCAGAAGACAAAGACAGCGGCUUGAACGGAUUCAUCCGAUACACCAUUGCAAGCCGGAGUCCAAGCAUCUUUGCCAUUGACAGGAACCUUGGCGUGGUGUACCUCAAUGGGAGUCUGGGAGGGGGCUUGCUAAAGAAGCACAGGCUAACUCUCAUGGCCGAGGACCUAGGCAUGCCUCCUCGGGCAUCCCUGCUCGAGUUGACAGUAGUUGUCGAGAAGCAAGAGCAAAGUCCAUCCUUGACUUUUGAACAUCUGGUCUAUCAAGUGGAAGUUAGUGAGUCUCUCUCACUGAUGACACAAAUACUGCAAGUACAGGCACACCCACGGGGCCCACAGCGUGAGGCCUCACAGCUUAGGUACUGGCUGGAACCCAGCAUAGACGCCGCUGUGUUUGGAAUCCACCCUUACACAGGCUGGAUUUAUCUGCGGCGACAGCUUGACUAUGAAUCCACACAAACAUAUCAUUUUAGAGUGUCUGCUUGGAUCCCGGAGGAUAGAUUAUUACAAAAUGUGAGCACUUCAGUAAUUGUUCAUGUCCUGGAUGAGAAUGACAAUUCCCCUACCUUCUUACAUGAUGUGUUGUUUUUGAAAGUCGAAGAGAGCCCUGUUCCCCAGGGGGUAAUAGGCAAAAUUACAGCUAUUGACACGGACUCUGGAAAGAAUGGACAGCUAUUGUAUUUCCUUUUGUCUGAUGGAAAAGUCUUCAAGAUGAACCCUAAUACAGGUAGCAGUGGCAUCAUCUAUGCCAUAACCUGUGUAAACAAUGCUGCCACUUUUAGUAGGACAGAGUUCGAAUUCAGUUCUGAUGAAUUUCAAACCUUUGUUCUCAAGACCCUAUUGUGUGAGUGUUCCUCAGGCGAGUUGAUCAGUUGGAUAGCAUUGGACCGUGAGCAUCGGGUACACCAUGAGAUGACCGUGCUAGUGACAGACCGUGGCUCCCCACCGCGAAAUGCCACCAUGGCGGUUUACGUCUCAGUCACAGACAUCAAUGAUAACAGACCGUUCUUCCCGCAGUGCCUCCCUGGAAAGGAGUUACAUGUCAAGGUUCUGGAAGGUCAACCAGUAAAUAUGUUGGUUACCACUGUGUUUGCAAAGGAUCUUGAUGAAGGAAACAGUGCAGAAGUUAUAUAUUCACUAUCUUCAGAAGAUAGUGCUGAUCAUUUUAAGAUUGAUGCCAACAGUGGUGAAAUAAGAACAACCAUAGUACUUUCAUAUGAUUAUAGACCUUCCUAUAGGAUGACUGUUGUUGCCAGUGACCAGGGAGAGCCUCCUCUUCAAGGACAGGCAGUUAUUAAUAUCCAGGUGGUCCCUCUAUCCAAAGGGAGAGCAAUCAUUUCUCAGAAUAUCAGACACUUAGUUAUACCAGAAAACUGGAAGCCUACAAAAAUAAUGAGCUUGAUAAAGUCACCUGAUCAUCUUCAACAACAUCAUAAUGGAAAAUUACAUUUUAGAAUUGCUGCGGAUGACAAGGAUGGUCACUUUGAAAUUGACAGCUCAACAGGAGACUUGUUUCUUUCCAAGGAACUCGAUUAUGAAACAACAUCUCAUUAUCUUUUCAGGGUGAUUACUACAGACCAUAGCAAAAAUCCUCCCCUGAACAGCACAGUCUUCCUUAGUGUUGAUGUGGAAGAUCAGAACGACCAUUCCCCUUCUUUCCAGGAUGAGUUCAUUGUGAUAAGCGUGGAGGAGAAUGUUCCCAUAGGGACUCUGGUUUAUGUCUUCAAUGCCAAGGAUGGCGAUGGCAGUUUUUUGAACAGUAGAAUACAAUAUGUCAUUGAAUCCCACCCCCCUGGAAUGAAUCCAUUUCUCAUCCAUCCCUCGUUUGGCACGUUAGUCACUGCAUCCCCUCUUGACAGAGAGAGUGUUCCAAUGGUCGUUCUGACAGUAACUGCCUCUGAUCAGGCUGUGAAUGUGACAGACCGGCGAUUGAGAUCGCUGAUGGCAAAAGUAGUGAUUUUGGACGUAAAUGACCACAGCCCCAUUUUCAUGUCUUUCCCCAUUGCCCAUGUCAAAGAGGAUGUCACAGUGGGCUCCCUGGUACACCACAUAUCAGCUCAAGAUCCAGAUGAAGGAAGGAAUGGAAAAGUAACAUACAGCAUCCUCUCAGGAAAUGAAAACAAAGCUUUCAUGCUAGAUGAGUCAUCAGGCUUACUAACUACAACUUGUCCUUUGGAUUAUGAAAUAAAACCCCAGCACAUUCUGACCCUUCUGGCACUGGAUGAUGGCAUACCGGCACUUUCUUCAUCUCAGACUCUGACAAUUACUGUUCUUGACAUCAAUGAUGAGGCACCAGUAUUUAAGCAGCGCCUGUAUGAAGCUUCUGUUAAAGAAAACCAAAGUCCAGGGGCAUUUGUCACGAAGGUUGAAGCUAUGGACAGAGAUUCAGGAAUCAAUUCCAAGCUUCAGUUUGAAAUCAUGCCAGGUUCUUCAUUUGGGUUAUUUGAGAUAAAUUCUGACACUGGAGAGGUAGUAACAACUACCACGCUUGACAGAGAAGUUCAAGAAGUCUUCACUCUUCGAGUGCUUGUGCGAGAUGGGGGAGUUCCUUCAUUGUCCAGCACCGCAACAAUUCUCUGCACUGUUGAAGAUGAAAAUGAUCAUGCACCAAAGUUUAUUGUUCCCACUCACGACAUUGAGGUUCUGGAAAACCAAGAGCCAGAAGUUGUCUAUACUGUUUUGGCCUAUGAUAUGGAUGCUGGCAACAACAGAGCUGUCAAAUAUCACAUAAUUGAUGGAAAUACUGACGAGUUCUUUGCAAUCAAUGAAACAUCAGGAGAACUCUCAACCACUCGUGCUUUGGACCGGGAGCAAGUCAACAAUUUCACCCUUGUCAUCGUGUGCUCUGACCUGGGGGAUCCGCGUAGGAGCUCUGUAAUACAGCUGCCAGUUAGAGUUUUGGAUGACAAUGACCACAGUCCUUCCUUCCCCACACUUUAUUACCAGUCCUCUGUGAGAGAAGAUGCUGAAGUGGGAACCAUGGUUCUUGUGCUCUCCGCUGUGGACAGAGAUGAAGGCCUGAAUGGGCAAACUGAGUAUUUUCUGACAGAUGAAGUUUCUGGUGCAUUCACCAUUGAUCCUGUGGCAGGAACACUGAGAACCAGCCACACCCUCGAUCGAGAAGCCCAGUCGCAGCACACAUUUAGUGCUGUGGCCAGAGACUGUAGCAUGCAGGGCUCAAGAAGCACCACAGUAAUUAUAAAAGUAUAUGUCACUGAUGUUAAUGACAAUGAUCCAGUUUGGGAACAGAACCCCUUUGAGGUUUUUCUGUCUUCUCAGUCACCUAUAAAUCAGACAGUUGCCAUUCUGAGAGCCAGUGACCCAGACGUGGGGCCCAAUGGAACUGUUGCUUUUAGUUUUGUAGAGACUCAGUCAGUAUUUUCUGUUGAAAAAUAUUCAGGAGAAAUUCACCUUCAGCAAAAUCUAUCUUCAGAAAAUUUUCCUAUCUGGCUGCAGAUACAAGUUACAGACCAGGGCAUUCCAGCCAGGGCAACCACUGGUCUCUUGGUCAUUCACAGGGAAGGAGAAGAUGUGAAGAUUGCCUUCAGCCACCAUGUGUAUAAAGGACUUGUGAAUGAAAAUUGUGAGGCAGGUACUUCUAUUGUGACAGUAAAAGCUUUUGCUCCUGACUCAAUUUGGGACAGCAUUAAAUAUUCUGUUUUUAGUGGAAAUGAAGAUGGAGUUUUUUCUCUAUGCUCUGACUCAGGACAACUCACUGUGAAAGAACCCAAGUUUCUUGAUUUUGAAGUCAGAAAUGAGGUGCAACUCAUCAUUUUAGCUGAAAGUAAUGGGCACAGAGCCUACAGCAGAGUGGCUGUGUUGAUACAGGAUGUGAAUGACAACUCCCCAUGCUUUGAGCAAAGUGUUUACCAAGCAUCAGUGUCUGAGGGAGAGUUCUACAAUGCUCAUGUCAUACAGGUUUUUGCCACCGACCUGGACAGUGGGUUGAACGGCCUAAUUGAAUAUUCUAUUCUUUCUGGCAACCAAGAGGAAGCAUUCCAGAUCGACGCACUGAGUGGGACGCUAACAACCAAUGCGAUUCUAGAUUAUGAGUUCAUCAGCUUCUACAGCUUGAUUGUGCAAGCUGCAGAUAAAGGGAUGCCCAGGCAUUCUAACACGACCAUGAUCAAGGUACAGGUAACUGAUAAAAAUGACAAUGCCCCAGCUUUCCUCCCAUCUGAAGCAGUGGAAAUUGCAGAAAAUUCUUUGCCUGGUGUAAUUGUGACUCGGGUGUCAGUUCAUGAUGUGGAUUUGAAUUCAGCUUUCAUCUUCAGUCUUGCCAAAGAGAGUAAUCCUGGAGCCAAGUUUGCUAUCAAUCAGAACACUGGAAUAGUGGUGCUGGUAAAAACAUUGGAUUUUGAAGAAGUUUCUGAAUAUGAAUUGCUCAUCCAAAUUUCUGAUUCAGUGUACCACACAGAGGGAGCACUUAAAGUCCAUGUGCUAGAUGUCAAUGAUAACUCCCCAGUGUUUUCUCGAGAUUUCUAUCAGACCACAGUUCCUGAAUCAGUACCUGUGGGGUAUUCAGUGCUGACUGUGUCAGCUACAGACUUAGAAAGCAACGAGAACAUUUCUUACAGAAUUAUUUCCUCUUCUAAGGAAUUCUCCAUUGAUCCUACGAAUGGCACAAUAUUUACUAUCAAUCCUGUAUUACUUCUGGAUAAAAUAUCAACAAUUCAAUUUCUUGUUGAAGCCAGUGAUGGUGGAAUUCCUGCAAUGAAGGCUCUUACACUGGUGGAGAUAGGAAUACAUGAUAUGAACAAUUAUGCUCCCGAGUUUAGAAUCGAAUCCUAUAAUCUUAGCCUGAGUGAAGAUACUCUGACUGGAAGCACACUUGUCACAUUUUCAACCAUCGAUCAUGACUGGACCCGUGAGAACACAUAUGUUGAAUAUUCUAUCAUCAGCGGUAAUUCACAGAACAGUUUUCACGUGGAAACUAGUUUCAUUCAUUCAGAAUAUCCUUAUAAGCAAGUUGGUUAUCUUGUAUUGCUUCGCAAUCUGGACAGAGAAACAACUGCCAGCCAUGAGCUUGUUAUUCUAGCAUCUGACCAUGGCUGCCCUCCGUUGAGUUCCACAGCCGUCAUUUCAAUACAGGUACUUGAUGUUAAUGAUAACCCACCUAAAUUCAGCAGUCUGGGCUAUCACACCCAUGUCAAGGAAAGCACCUCUCUAGGAAGUCAUAUCACUGUAGUAUCAGCAAAUGACAGCGACAUGGGGUCACAAGCAGAAAUCAUCUACCACAUAAUCUCUGGAAAUGAGAAGGGAAAUUUUUAUUUAGAAGAAAAAACUGGAGUUCUGUAUUUGAUUAAGCCUCUGGAUUAUGAAGAAAUGACAAAAUUCACUUUAACUGUCCAAGCUUCAGAUGAAGAAAAGAAAUAUUUUUCUUUUGCAGUUGUAUUUGUUCAUGUUCUCGAUGAUAAUGACCAUGCACCUCAGUUUAUGUUCUCCAGCUUCACCUGUGUCGUGCCUGAAAAUCUGCCUGCCUUCUCCAUUAUAUGUUCUGUGAAUGCUUUGGAUUUUGAUGCAGGGCCUUAUGGAGAAUUGACCUAUUCUAUUGUCUCACCCUGUUUAUUCACUCAUGGAACAUCUUAUGAUCAUGAUCUCUUCCUCAUUGACCCUCUGACUGGGGAUAUUCGUGCUAAGCAAGUCCUUGACUAUGAAAAUGGCAAUAAAUACUGCCUCACAAUUCAGGCCAAGGACACAGGUGAUUCAACAGCCUCCUUAGUGGUUUGGGUGGAUAUUGAGGGGAUAGAUGAAUUUCAACCCAUUUUUACUCAAGAUCAGUAUUUUUUCACCCUCCCAGAAAAGAAUCAAGUAAGACAGUUGGUUGGCAAAGUGGAAGCCUCGGAUGCAGAUGCUGGUAUCGAUGGAGUCAUUCUUUACUCCCUUGAAACUUCAUCUUCUUUCUUUUCAGUAAAUAAAACUAAUGGAAAUAUUUAUUUGAUCAGAGCCCUUCCCUUAAUAAAAAGUCAAGUCAACAAUGAUGACACCAUGGAAAUGAAAAUUAUCGCUCAUAGCCCUAAACCAGACUCCAAGUUUGCAUCUUGCACUGUUUUUGUGAAUGUGUCUUUCUCCUCCGAAGGAAAACACUCAGCAGUAUCCACCAAUGGCUUUUCAAUCAGCCUUGCUGUCUCCUUCCUAGUAUUUCUGUUACUCAUCUGUAUUCUAAUUGUAUUGAUUUUAAGACAUAAGCUAAAAGACACAAUAAACAACUAUGAGGAGAAGAAAACAUCAUCAUCUUUAGAUAUCAAUUUGAGGGUGACCAGGGAUGUCAGAGAGCUCCAGGCCUUCCAGAAAACAAAUGACUAUAGUGACCAAGUGCUACCCGUGGACACCACACCAGAAUGGUUGAAGUUACUCAGCAUCAUGGAGAAGGACAUUGUCAAUCUGUACAGGCACUCAAGCUCCAGUGGCCACUAUUCUGUGGAAGGAGAAACUGCAGAAGAUAAGGAAAUCCAAAGAAUAAAUGAGCAUCCUUACAGAAAGGGCACGGACUCAGCUCUGAGUGGCAGGGAGUCCAGGGUGCCAGACUCAGGAAUCCCAAGGGACUCGGACCAGCUCUCCUGCCUGUCUGGGGAAACCGACAUGAUGGUCACUAUGGAAACAACUGAAGUCAGCCAAACAUUUGGGGAAGGAGAUCGAGGGGAAUGCUGCAGCACCACAUACGCUCAAAAUAAUGAGCUAUCCCAGGCAGUUCAGAAAGGAGAGGCAAAAGAGGGUGUCCUGGAUGAUGUCACAAAAGAGUCCACCUUUAUAUCAGAUGAUCAGGAAGCAAGAUAUGCAGCAUUUUCAACUCAGACAUCCUCUGAUCAUGAUGGAAGAGGCAACUAUCACUGGGAUUAUCUCCUCAGUUGGGAACCUAAGUUCCAACCUCUUGCCUCUGUAUUUAAUGACAUUGCAAAACUAAAGAAUGAACAUUUACACAUGCCUGGUAUUCCAAAAGAGAAGAAAUCUUUUGUUUUUCCACCCCCUUUGAUAACAGCAGUAGCCCAGCCUGGUAUUAAAGCAGUCCCACCAAGAAUGCCAGCUGUAACCCUGGGGCAAGUACUUCAGAAAUACCCACGCUCCCCCAUCCCCUAUCAUCUUGGUUCCCUGCCAGAAGCCAUGACUCCCAGUUUUUCGCCAUCUCUUUCCCUACUGACCAUGCAGACUCCUGCCAUGUCUCCACUAUUGUCAGAUGGAGAAUUAUUAGGAACACAGAUACGUGGUACGUGCCAUGAACUUGAAGGAGAAGAUGAAGUUCAGAUAUAAAACCAUGAGGAUGCCAAGCACCUGCUCACCAUCAGUCAUGAAUGACUGAACAGAAGGAACAUUCUCAAGCAAGCUCCUUGAGAUUGGGCCCAUUCUUAACUAAAAGCAAGUGAUAUAGUUUAGUCAGGGGUUUUAAGACCUCCCGUGAAAGUUUCUCC